Paramecium octaurelia is the source of this 1429-nucleotide messenger RNA. Lineage: Eukaryota; Ciliophora; Oligohymenophorea; Peniculida; Parameciidae. The record is from the annotation of a GenBank genome assembly.
UAGAAAUGAUGCUAAGAAGUCUCUGGAGAUCACCAGCCUUUUCAUUUUCAUACUAUUCUAACUUAGAUCUUAGUUGCCCAUAUCCAUCAUUUUAAGUAAAUAAUUAGGGAAACACUCUGAUAGGCUCGAGAUCUUACAACCACUCACACGAUGCACUAUAUUACUAAACCACCUUGUGAUCCUAAAAUAAUGACAUUCGGAGCAUUUCAUACUGAUCACUUAUUAGAGAUUGAUUGGUCAGAGAAAAUGGGGUAGAUGAGUGAAUUAAAUUUUGAUUAGAUGGAGCCGACCUUAGAUUGUGCCAUUCAAGAGUUUCAGUAUCCAUCCAUUUUCCGCAUGUUUACAUUAUGCAAUUGAGUGCUUUGAAGGGGCUAAAGUAAAUAAAUCUAUCAAUUUUUUUAAGGCGUAUAAAGGACCGGACAAUUCAAUUAGAACAUUCAGGUUGAACUGUAAUAUGUACAGAAUGAAGCAAUCUGCUAAGAGAUUGUCAUUGCCAGAUUUUGAUGGUGCAGAAUUAGAAAGAUGCAUUGAACAAUUAUUAAAAGUGGAUAGAGAUUGGAUUCCAGAUAGACCUGGAUUUAGUUGUUAUAUUAGACCAACAUUGAUGGCAACAGAAGAGGCAUUGGGAGUCAGAGCAUCAAGUAGAGCAAAAUUGUUUGUUGCAUUAUGCCCUGUUGGUCCUUACUUCCCAUCUGGUUUAAAGCCUGUUAGAGUGUUCUGUAACACAUCAACAGUAAAACAUCUUGCUUAAUUAUUAGAUUCGAUCAGCUCCUGGGGGAGUUGGAGGUUAUAAGGUAGCUGGUAAUUAUGCUCCAACGGUUUUGCCAUUGAAGGAAGUCUAAAAGAUUGGAUUCCAUUAAAAUUUAUGGAUGUUGCCAGAUGGUUUAGUGUAAGAAAUGGGAGUUUGUAACUUGUUUUUCUUUUGGAAAAACAAAUAAGGAGAAAAAGAAUUAGUUACACCAAUUUUAGAUGGGACUAUCUUACCAGGAAUUUCAAGGGAUUCAAUAUUGGUAUAUGAUAUGUGAUUAAUGUAAAGGAACUAACAAGAAAUAUGGGAAAGUUUAAGGUUAUAGAGAAGAAAGUGUAUAUUUAAGAGGUGGUUGAAGCAAUUGAGGAGGGGAGAGUAUGAGAAUUUGAAUAAUUAUUUUAGAUGAUUGAAAUGUUUGGAUCUGGGACAGCUGUUAGCAUUUAACCGAUAGAGGCAAUUGGAUAUAAUGAUAAAAUCUAUGAAGUCUAGUAUGAUUAAAAAUUGAAUGCAGGUGAACUGUCACAUGAACUGUUUGAUAUUCUAACAAAUAUUUAGGUAUAGUAAGAGUAUUAAUUUUAGACUGGUGGGGGAGAACAUAAAUGGGUUAGAUCAAUCUGAUUUAAAUUGUUCUAUGUUAUAAGUUAAUGAUGACAAUCGAAAUAAAUCUUAAUUUAUAACAAU